CAUCCUGAUCCCAUCACGGAGACUUCAACAUUGAGUUCAAUCAUUCCUCCCAAAUGGAGCAUCAAGCUCAGAUUGCCGGAGGCUACCAUCAAGGAAGGGCGCCUGACAAAUUUGCAGCUGGAAUCUGUGAUCUAUGCAUGUGAGCAACACGAGCGGAUGAUCCCUGGAACCCAGUAUCGCUCUGGCUUCUUCAUGGGCGACGGGCCGGGUGUGGGUAAAGGGCGUCAAAUCGCAGGAAUCAUACUGGAAAACUUCAUUCGAGGUCGAAAGAGGGCAAUAUGGAUUUCAAUCAGCUCAGAUCUCAUUGAUGAUGCAAAGAGAGACAUCUGCGACAUCGGUGGAGGAGCAAUUCCCAUUCAUGACCUGAGAGACUACGGCAACAAUAAGGACCUGAAUAGCUUCGAGGAGCUCAAUCAGGGCGUCAUCUUCUGCACCUACUCAUUGUUGGUCAGAAACGGAGCAGGAGGGGGGAAGGAUCAGAGCCGGCUGACACAGAUUGUCAAGUGGGCUGGGGAGGACUUCGAUGGAGUUCUUGCCUUUGAUGAGGCACAUAAGGCCAAAAACAUCAGGAUUCCGAAAAAGGGACGACACAAACUGAGCCAAGCAUUGAGGACUAAUGGAACCAAGUCAGCUACUGCAGUCAUUGAGAUUCAGCAGCAGCUACCGUUGGCAAGAGUUGUGUAUGUCUCCGCUACCGGUGCGAGUGAACCAGAGCAUUUGCUCUAUGCCUCAAGACUAGGUUUGUGGGGCCCUGGAACCUCGUUUGAUACCCCAGACACCUUUGUGAGAGAGAUUCGUUCUGGAGGGACGGGAGCGAUGGAACUGCUUGCGAUGGAGUUGAAACAGUUAGGACAAUACCUAGCAAGAUCCCUGUCUUUCAAAGGUGCUGAGUUUGAGGUUGUGGAAGAAGAAAUUGAUCAAGAAUUCAUGCUGAAGUACGACAAAGCGGUGGAGCUAUGGUCAGAUAUCAUAUCACAUUUCUCCGGAUUCUGUAAGAAAGGCAUAGAGAAUCUCACUAGAAAGGAAAUCAACCAAUUGCGGUCCCAACUUUGGGGUGCUAACCAAAGAUUUUGGGGCCAAAUCUGUAUGGCUGCUAAGGUGAAAGGUGUUGUCAGAAUAGCAAACGAAGCAAUCCAACAAGGAAAGUGCGUCGUGAUUGGUUUGCAGAAUACAGGCGAGUCAGUAGCAACUGAGGAAGAAUCCGGAUGUUCAGCAGCAUGCAACCUCCUUAAAAAUUUCAUAGAAAAGUUCGGAGUGAAAGUGAUGACGACAGAGGAGAAAGAACAGAUUCUUGAAAGAAUUGAUGCUUUGCAGCUGCCGAUAAAUCCAUUGGAUGAAAUCAUUGACUUGCUCGGGGGCCCCAAACGUGUUGCAGAGAUGACUGGUCGAUCCGUGAGACAAGUCUGCGUCCGAGGCGAAUGGACGCUUGUGAAACGCAUCAAAUCAGACUCUUCGGGCGAUGCGAUCAACAUUCGCGAAAGGAAGAAGUUCAUGUCGGGGAAAAAACUGGUCGCGAUCAUCUCAGAGGCUGCAUCGACUGGCAUCAGCCUGCAUGCCGAUAGGCGUGUCAAGAACACACGGAGACGCGUUCACAUCACUCUCCAGCUACCUUGGAGUGCAGACAGAGCUGUGCAGCAAAUGGGCCGUUCCCAUAGAUCCAACCAGUCCAGCGCCCCAGAGUUCAAGUUAAUCAUGACUCCCAUCGGUGGUGAAUGGAGGUUCGCAAGUGCGGUAGCUGAGAGACUUCAGCAACUGGGUGCGAUGACUCAAGGGGACAGAAGAGCGACAGGAGGAAGCGGUCUGACCAACUUCGCCAUCGAUCCACGGUAUGGUCCGGAGGCUCUUGAGAAAGUCUUCAACUGCCUAUCAGACGGGUCGCUCCCUCCCUUUGCUGAAGACGCGGUUAAUGAAUUGGAGUUUCUGGAGACUGAAUAUGAGAACGAUUUCGAAAAAUUUGCAACAGUUGCGAUGACAGCGCUGCAAAAAGCCGGAAUGUUUGGGCACGGGGAUUCAGAAACAUUUCCCACCGUCAAUGUAUUCCUGAACAGAUUGUUUGGAGUGAAAUUGUGCCUGCAAGGGCAAAUUUUCUCUUUCUGGCAUGUGCUUAUGGAGAUCCUCAUUCGUGAUGCCAAAAUGCGUGGGGAAUAUCAGGAUGGAAUAACAGACAUUGCCUCCGAGCUGAAGCUGAAAGAUGAAGAAAUCCUUCACCAGAAUCCAGCAACCAAUGCUCACACAAGCCUGCUGACCCUUUGGGGAGACAGGGGAGUGUCAUGGGAAGAAGCUAAAGAGUUUCUAGACAGCCAGAAUGAUGAGGUGGCUGGUUUUUACAAGAAGAAGGACCCUCAAAAUGAUGCUUUCUACAAUAUCAUUCUUGCACUUGCAAAGAAGCAGGAGGUGCAUGGUAAGAGACGGAGGAUCUAUCAUACCACUCUACCGCACGCAGGUCAUAGGCCAGAGGAAGUUUCAAAUUUCAAGCUUCGGAAUGAUUACGACAAGCUGGACCUAGAAGAAGCAGAAAAAAUUUGGAAGGAGAUUUAUGAGUACUCAAAGGAUCAUUGCGGGCACAGUGCAAGAUCAUCAAGCUGUAAAGGCAAAGAUGUUUGUGUUUACAAGAAAAGAAUGUAUGUGUAUAACAUUCUUACUGGAUCAGUAUUUCCUUUUUGGGAGGAAAUCAAAAAAUCUGUUGCGAUCAAGAAUCCUCGCGACGAUGAAUUUAGUGUGAAGGUCAGUGACUCGGAACUUUCUAACGCCGUUCUGAAAAUCAUGAUCAGGUUGUGCGAGUAG
Messenger RNA from Guillardia theta CCMP2712, 2784 nucleotides. RefSeq lists its product as hypothetical. Gene Ontology annotation, biological process: regulation of DNA-templated transcription. The annotation marks the transcript as partial. Gene Ontology annotation, molecular function: chromatin DNA binding; histone binding. The transcript has 3 exons. Gene Ontology annotation, cellular component: nucleus. The record is from RefSeq and is a predicted model, not a curated record. NCBI's taxonomy places the organism in Eukaryota, Cryptophyceae, Pyrenomonadales, Geminigeraceae.